AUGCAGGCCGGCCUGCUGCUUCUUCUGGGCCUUUUCGCCGGCACUCUAGCGGCCCCUAACCCCCUACUUGAAGAUGAGUCCCGAUUGUAUAACCUCUUAGAAAACGACAUUCGAAUUCCUGAAGAUGACGAGCAGAUCCAAGACGAUGGAGCCGAGGAACAGAGCGAGGCAUUCAUCCUACCUGUCUCAAAACCUCUCGGAGAAAUUUCUGGAUUAGCGAUCGAUCCUAAAGGACGUCUGGUAGCGUUCCAUCGAGCCGAUCGUGAGUGGGACGAAAACUCAUUCGACAAAAAGGAGGUCUUCAACAAGAAACUCGGUCCAAUCAAAAACGCCACGAUUGCUAUAAUCGACCCGAGCAAUGGAAAGAUUGUCGAAGAACACGGCCAGAAUAUGUUUUACAUGCCGCACGGUCUGACAAUUGAUGAGAAAGGGAACUACUGGGUGACUGACGUUGGAAGCCACCAGGUUCACAAAUUGGAUUCGAAGUUCCACCCACUGCUUUCACUAGGAGAAAAACUCGUCCCAGGCGAUGAUGAGAAACAUUUUUGCAAACCGACCGAUGUCGCGGUAGCAAAGAACGGCUACUUCUUCGUUGCCGACGGAUACUGUAACAGCCGAGUGCUCAAGUUUGAUCCUAGCGGAAAACUCGUUGACAGUUUCGGAGCGGCUGGUGAUGAAGUCGGACCAUCGGAAUUUGUCAUUCCUCAUUCACUCGCACUCAUCGAAGAUAUGAACCUGAUUUGCGUCGCUGACAGGGAAAACGAGAGAGUUCAAUGUUUCUCAGCAGGACUCGCCGAAGGUCAUCGAACAAUUCCAGCCGGUAUCCCUAUUACAAGUGCUGAGCAUAUCGGGAGAGUGUACGCAAUUAGAGAGAAAAAACACUACCUCAUCGGGGUGACUGGCCGUGACGAAGAAGAUCAGCUGUCACCACAACUGUUUGUCAUGGACAUGGCCAAUGGAAAAGCUGAUACUUUCAUCAAGGGAAUCGAAAACGCCCACUCGCUGGCAAUAUCGGACGAUGGAACGGUGUUCAUUUCACAGAUGCAUCCUAAUCAGAUCAUCCAGAUUUCGCUUCCAGACCAAGCCUAA
Molecule: messenger RNA, 1089 nt
Organism: Haemonchus placei
Lineage: Eukaryota; Metazoa; Nematoda; Chromadorea; Rhabditida; Trichostrongylidae
Source: the annotation of a GenBank genome assembly